AUGAGAGGAGCCAUGCUAUUAUCGGUGCUACUGGUGACGACUUGCCGCUUUGCCUUUUCUCUCAAAGAUGGACUAGUAGAAAAUGGGAACUUCGAGUUUAGCCCGAAGCAAUCGGAUAUGAAAGGAACAGAGUUGAUCGGACGCUAUGCAUUACCAAAAUGGGAAAUUUCAGGGUUCGUGGAGUACAUCAAAGCAGGGCAAAAACAAGGGGACAUGUUGCUAGUAGUGCCAGAAGGAGCCUACGCAGUAAGGCUUGGGAAUGAGGCAUCAAUCAAGCAAAUACUAAACGUUACAAAGGGAAUGUACUAUUCCAUCACAUUUAGUGCAGCUAGAACUUGUGCUCAAGAGGAAAAGUUGAACAUAUCAGUGUCUCCUGAAUGGGGCGUGCUACCAAUGCAAACAAUGUAUAGCAGCAAUGGAUGGGACUCGUACGCUUGGGCAUUCAAAGCCCUGCUUGAUGUUGUUGACCUUGUUAUUCACAAUCCAGGAGUCGAAGAAGAUCCUGCUUGCGGUCCUCUAAUUGAUUCAGUGGCAAUUAAAGCUCUAUAUCCUCCUAAACCAACAAAUAAGAACAUAAUGAAAAAUUGGGGUUUCGAAGAAGGUCCAUAUUUGUUCCCUAACGCAACCUCGGGUGUCCUAAUCCCACCCAACAUUGAAGAUAAGCACUCUCCACUCCCUGGCUGGAUGGUUGAAUCCCUUAAGGCAGUUAAAUACAUAAAUGCAGAAAAUUUUUGGGUGCCACAAGGACGAUAUGCCAUAGAACUUGUAGCAGGCAAAGAAAGUGCCAUUGCACAAGUAGUCCGCACCAUAACCGGCAAAACCUAUACCCUCUCAUUUUCAGUAGGAGAUGCCAACAAUUCAUGUGAAGGGUCAAUGGUUGUCGAGGCGUUUGCUGGCAAGGACACGAUCAAAGUUCCCUACGAGUCUAAGGGCAAAGGUGGAUUUAAGCGUGCAGUGCUUAAAUUUGUUGCUGUUUCUACCAGAACAAGAAUAAUGUUCUACAGCACAUUUUACACCAUGAGGAGUGAUGACUUCUCUUCUCUGUGUGGACCUGUUAUUGACGAUGUGAAGCUGUUGAGCCUCCGUGGAACAUGA
Messenger RNA from Dovyalis caffra, 1095 nucleotides. NCBI's taxonomy places the organism in Eukaryota, Viridiplantae, Streptophyta, Magnoliopsida, Malpighiales, Salicaceae. The record is from the annotation of a GenBank genome assembly.